CAAGGAAGGGUCGGAAGUGGUUUGUGCUGCUGCUAUGGCAAAAAGGAAACUAAAAAAGUCCAAAGAAACAUCUUCAGUCGUAGGGGGGAAGCGGACAAACACAAAAGAAAUGACACAACCAGAGAAAAAUAUGUUUCCCCUUGCUGCUCUUGCUUUAUUUGUAGCCGUUUGCGUGGUGCCGCUGACAGCCGAAAUAUCUACCUCUGGCCACCCUCAUCGAAGACGCAUAGUCCUGAAGAUGGAUGAGGCAAGUCUGACAGUCAGCAAUGAGCUGGACACUGAGGUGGUGGUGUACUGGGUGUCACAGCGGUGCUAUCAGUGUUUGUACCAGCAGCUAGGGGUGGUAUCCGCAGGAUCCAGUCCUGGCCAUCCCAGUUCGGCAGACUUUGUUGUGAGCACACAGCAUGAAAUUACAUUACAGCUCAACAACACUAGAAGCCAGGAGCUCUGCAAUGUUCCAUUCCACUUUGGGGAACAUGGGAACUACUCUCUGUGGGUGAAAAAUCUGAACAACUCCUCCACGGUCAACUGCUCCAUAGUGACUGAUGAGAAGCCUGUCAACAGCUACAUACCAAUCCUAGUAGCUUUUCUCAUCUUUGCUGGACUGGCAUUGGCAUCUGCCAUUGGAACAAAAUUAUUAGGGCUCGACCUAGUGAAGGGUAUCCUCUUCCGAAUUAGCGGCACCAUGGAGACAGAGAGGCUCAUCAACUCUGAACUGGGCUCCCCUGGCAGGACAGUGUCACUAGUUGCUGACAACAUCCUCCCUCCACCACCCAGCCCCAGCAAGAGGCUGCGCUCCCUGGACACAUUUAGAGGUAUCUCCUUAGUCAUUAUGGUGUUUGUGAACUACGGAGGUGGACGAUACUGGUUCUUUAGACAUGAAAGCUGGAAUGGCCUCACUGUCGCAGAUCUAGUCUUCCCUUGGUUUGUCUUUAUAAUGGGGACGUCCAUCGCGCUGUCAAUCAACGCCCUGCUCCGUGCGGGCUCCACACGCCGCUCACUGCUAUGGAAGGUCGUGUGGAGGAGCCUGCAGCUCUUCCUCAUUGGCCUCUUUAUCAUCAACCCAAACUACUGCCAAGGAACAUUGUCUUUUGACAACCUGCGGAUCCCUGGUGUGUUGCAGCGCCUGGCCUGGACAUACUUAACUGUAGCCUGCCUGGAUCUGUUGGUGGCGAGAGGUUUGAUUGAAGAGUGUCUCUGUUCUCCAGGAUGCUUGGUGGUCCCUGCCCUUGACAUCUUGCUGUACUGGCCAGCCUGGCUGUGUGUGCUUCUCUUAGAAGUCGUCUGGCUAUGCCUCACUUUCCUACUUCCUGUUCCAGGUUGCCCAAGAGGCUACCUGGGUCCAGGUGGGAUCGGGGACAUGGGCCUGUAUGCUAACUGCACCGGUGGCGCGGCUGGUUACAUUGACCGAUGGCUGCUUGGAGAGAGCCACAUCUACCAGAAUCCCUCUUCACGGAUGAUUUAUGCAACUCGUAUGCCAUACGAUCCAGAAGGUGUUCUUGGCAGCAUUAAUUCUAUCCUCAUGGCUUUUCUUGGAUUACAGGCAGGAAAAAUUAUCUUACACUACAGAGAUCUCCACAGAAGUAUAAUGUCAAGGUUUCUGGUAUGGGGUCUUGUAUUGGGAGUCAUAUCAGCAGUUCUGACCAAGUGUUCCACAGACCAGGGCUUCAUUCCUGUUAACAAGAACUUAUGGUCACUGUCCUAUGUGACGACGCUGGCCUGCUUUGCAUAUGUGCUGCUAGUGCUGGUCUACUACACCGUGGAUGUGAAGAAGUGGUGGUCUGGAGCACCUUUCUACUACCCUGGUAUGAACUCCAUCCUUGUGUACGUGGGUCACGAAGUGUUUGAGGACUACUUCCCCUUCCGCUGGCGCAUGGUCAACAGCCAAUCCCACGCCGAACACCUGACCCAGAACCUCGUGGCUACUUCCUGUUGGGUCUUGAUCUCCUACUUGUUCUACAGAAAGAAGGUUUUCUGGAAAAUUUAGAAGUGGAGCCUCUGAAUAAUGGGACAUUCAGACAGCAAUACCAGAGGACAUUGUUUACUGUUGCUGGAGUUUAAAUCUAAAAACUUUUGGAAAGCGGGAAAUGCGAUACUCAUUUUGUUUUGUUAAAAUGACCUAUGGUUGUUCUCUGUCAUCUUCUGUCAAAACAGCACAUCCUUUAUAUUUUUGAUUUUCUUUUUGAUUUUUUUAGUCACUACUUUAAAGGACCAUACAUGUUUAAAGAUAUUUUCCAAAGAUCCUCAGAUAUGAAGCAGCUGACCCCUGCUAAAUAUCUUAACUGACUCAGGAACAACUUGUCAAAGAACACUUUGAGAACUGUGCAAACUGACAGUGUUAAUUUGCUAUCUGACUGGGCUUUAGAUGCUGGUUUUCAUUCCUCAUAUUGUACCACAGACAACAGCGGGUUAACCAGCCCUAGGUGACUUCCCCUUGGGAAAAUCCCUGCUGCCAUCUUAUGUACUGUCGCGUUACUCUGAAAACUGAAGUGGGUUUUUGUGAGAUUGACAGGAGCAGCAGGAGGAGGCGUUAAAUUAUGUACCCUCGAGAGAAAGGACUAACAAGAAUGUAGUAUGAUCCUCCGUCAUUUCCUCUGCACAGUGGAAGGUGGAGGUGAUACUUAAACAAGGGUAAAACAGAAUGCAGAGAUUUUAACAUAUGAAAGUUAAACAUCUGCAAUAUAUCAUUCCUCAGCUGUCAGUUUUCCAUUUGCAAUCCUUGCUCAGCAGGAGUCCAGUGGUGUGACAUAUGUUGCUGAGGGGAAGUGAAGGAGGGCAUGUCAGAUGACUAAUGAAACCCACUGGAGGUUUCUUGCUUUGCAGUUUGGCCAAUGCAGAAGCAUGAAUGUGUAUGAGUUCAUCUUUUUGAUCAGGUGUUCAAAAAAAUAAGUCACAGAACUGACUUUUUUAUUUUGCUACACAUGCCAUUUUUUAUGUUACCAUUGGCAGAAAUUGUUUCCCCUUCUCUUGCCAAAAGUUUGCUAUUAUUGAGUCACCAGUUUUUCACAUUUUGUCAAAUGUUUAAUGAGUUCAUAGAAAGCUAUUAUACUGUAUGUUGCACGUGUACAGUAGUUUAAUUAUGAGAUUUAGAAAGAUAUAUUUGAUCAUGUCUUUUCUCACUAUAAAACUGUUGCCAUUACUCCCACAGUACUGUAAAAAUCCCCCCCCCCCCUUCCUAAGAUUGGCAGUUAAUAUUAAGAUUACAUUUAUUAACAUGUUUAACAAAAUCAUGGUUAAAAUGUGGAAUAUCUGAAUGCUGUGAGAGAUUUUGGAAGAACUGUUCAUCUAGUACUGUCAAAAUUGAUUAAAUUAGUUUUGCCAGACUUUUAUACAUUUAUUUUUUAUAUUCACCAUUGAAAACCACUUGAAAAUAAGUUUAUGUAAUAAAAUAUAUUCCAAAAUA
Epinephelus lanceolatus (giant grouper) is the source of this 3403-nucleotide messenger RNA. Lineage: Eukaryota; Metazoa; Chordata; Actinopteri; Perciformes; Serranidae. The record is from RefSeq and is a predicted model, not a curated record.